This is a messenger RNA of Xyrichtys novacula (pearly razorfish), 2724 nucleotides long. Lineage: Eukaryota; Metazoa; Chordata; Actinopteri; Labriformes; Labridae. The record is from the annotation of a GenBank genome assembly.
AUGGUGUGUACAAAGUUGUGUUUUUUUUCUCUUGGACCUGUUGGGUGGGGCGGUUACGGAUGGAGUUACUUUUUUCGGCAUCCAGGGACGAAGUUUGUGGCGUACAUUUGGAUAUAAAUCACGAAAAUGCUGAUUGUUGGCAUCACAGAAAUCAUGAUAGAGACUCAGAUACUCAACUGAGAAGCUCAUUUAAGAUUCAAGCUUAAUAUUUACUACUUUUGACCCUGGAUUAUCACCUUGAAAUAAAUCAACAUAUCUCUAACUGUAGUCUGUGUAAGCUUAUAUUAACAAACAGGGAAUUUGUCUAAAAUAUCUCAUGAAUUACGUCAAUUUUGAAACAUUUAGGGCUAAAAAAUUCAACGUUUUUAAGGAAAAUCUGCAGAAACUGUGUUAAAUCUGCUUAUUAAUCAUGUGUUUUCAUUCAUUUCUCUGUGUUCUGUGUGUUUCUCUGUUUGUUGAUGUGCUUUGUUUUGUAUUUCCACGUGACAGACUGAGUUCUCAGCGGACCAGAUUGAAGGUAGGUGUAGAAACAUCAUAAUUGGUCAUAAUCUCUCAAAUAUCUUGGCGUGCGGGGGUGAUAUUUACAGAGAGAAAGUCCCCCACAACAACCCCGUCCUCUAAACAAACAGAUCAGAGAGUUAAAACCUUUAGUCCAAAUUAAGUGGAAGUAGGGAUGAAGACAGCUCCAGACUCAAGAUCCUCCCACCCACUGUGCGUGCCACGCCAUGGACUUGUGCAGCUGUCGUGAAGGAUUUGAGUAAUGUCUAUUCUAAGCCGACCUAGCCUUGUCUUGCAGCCCUCGCACAGCUGAGGUGUAAAUUGCCAGGUCAAGGUUUAAGACGCGUCCCCUCACUGGAGGAGGCCGAAUUGUACUCCCUUAACGCCAUCUCCAAGGGUUUUGUCCAACGCUGAAAGACGCCAGAUCUUUGAAUGGGGGCGUGUUUCGCCAUUUUCACACCAAUAUUUGAAAGAGUUUGCUUUCCUUGUGUUACGUAAUUGGAAUUUCACCCAUUGGUUGUACAAUGGGUACACCAUUUUUAAGCUUGUUCUGAGUUGUUCCAGAUCUGGCGUGUUAAAAGUGCAUAAAAAUCAGCCUUUAAAUGCACCCAAAAAUGCAAAAGUGCCACUUCUGCACAUUCCUCGAGAGUUAAAUAAGUCAGACACGGUUUACAGUGCGAGAAGUGGUUCUGAUUACAUCCCGGUCAGCAUUCUUAUGUUUAACUCAACCAGGGUCUUGGUGUCAUGCCUCUAUAUGGCAGGGGUUACUCUGUCGGGGGUGUAUCAGCUUGCACCAUGAAAUUCCUCCCCAAAUGCAAGUAAAAGGGGGCGGGGUUUAGAGAAAGAGAGGGGGGGUACAGCUGCUCCUGCUGUUCGGAAGCCACACCAGAGCAUUAAUCCACCAAAAAGGUCACUUUGAGUCGGCCCCCCCCCUCCUGGUAGGAUACAGAGACCCUUGUUCAGGCCUUCCUCUUUGCUGCCGGUUGGGUUCAGCUGUCGCCUUCAGUGAGCCGGGAACAAUGACAGAAGUAUGCGGCUUCUGCUGACUCUGAUCCUACAGCAACUGGCUUUCUUAGCUGACUUAGAUCCCUGAUACAGAAAGAGAAUAAAACCCAAAGGAGGACUCAAAUGUUCUGCGAGCAUCAGUGUCAAACUAGAUCCCAAAUAUAACUUUUCAACGGCAGCAUGAAAGGGAUUCCUUUCUAGAGCGCAGGGUUCAACAUAAACUCUGAAUUCAUGAGAGGACCGAGUUAUGAAUACUCUAUCUCUUCCUUUUCCUUCUGUCUUUUCCAGACUUCAAGGAGGCUUUCGGUCUCUUCGACAGAGUUGGUGACAGCCAGGUGGCCUUCAACCAGGUGGCGGACAUCAUGCGCGCUCUGGGCCAGAACCCCACCAACAAGGACGUUACCAAGAUUCUGGGCAACCCAAGCGCCGAUGGUAAGACCCCAUUGCAAACAGACAGAAAAAUGCUGAAACCGAGCCUAACUACAAACUCAAAACAUAGAGGGGAAAAAAAGAGUCUCGAUCGAUUUAGGUGUUGGAGACUUGUAAGCAAAGCAAAGGCAAAGCACUCUCAAGCUAAUCUUUGCUAGCACACUAAGCUAAGUCAUAUUAUCGAAGGUUAUCGAAAGUAGUUCGAAAUGGUCUUUACGUAAAAGCUUCAAAACACAAAAACGCUAGAAAAGACUCCUCAAGUUCUAGACUCUGUUACUCUUGGAGGAAAGUGUUAUUUAUCGCUCCCUUCUCGUGAUGUUUCCCAGAUAUGGCCAACAAGAGGCUCAACUUCGACGCUUUCCUGCCCAUGCUGAAGGAGGUCGACGCCCUCCCCAAGGGUACCUACGACGACUACGUUGAGGGUCUGCGCGUCUUCGACAAGGAGGGCAACGGCACAGUCAUGGGCGCUGAGCUGCGUAUCGUGCUGUCCACCCUGGGUGAGUCUCAAGUCACCUUCCCCAAAUAUAGAGGCGUACAAAUAUAGCUUGCUUAGCAUGCGCGGUAUGCUAGCAGACUCCUGACAUGGAUACUUGUCAAACCACAGGAGAGAAGAUGACUGAGCCCGAGAUUGAUGCCCUCAUGGCCGGCCAGGAGGAUGAGAACGGCAGUGUGCACUAUGAGGGUAAGUCUUUAGUCGUCUUUUUUACAGUAAAUACAGGUGAUCGUACGAAUAUUUUAACAUACCGUCUCUUUUUCCUUCCAGCUUUCGUCAAGCACAUCAUGUCUGUGUAA